Molecule: messenger RNA, 3080 nt
Organism: Alosa alosa (allis shad)
Lineage: Eukaryota; Metazoa; Chordata; Actinopteri; Clupeiformes; Clupeidae
Gene: dapk2b
Product: death-associated protein kinase 2b
Exons: 11
Coding region: 305-1807 (500 amino acids)
Biological process (GO): intracellular signal transduction; protein phosphorylation; positive regulation of apoptotic process
Cellular component (GO): cytoplasm; nucleus
Molecular function (GO): ATP binding; protein serine/threonine kinase activity
Source: RefSeq, a predicted model, not a curated record
AGAGGUUGAGCGUUGCGCUUUCUUCGAUAGACUGUAGGUGGCGCACCACUGAGUGCAUAACUAUACUUGUUUGACAGACCCUAGGCAAAGAGUAGAUGCUGCGCACCUAAGUUGGAGAUAACUUGAAGAAGCCCAUUCUUGUCACGUUUUAUUUGAACUACGAUGUGGACUCACUGCAAGACCUGACAAUAGUAAUAUCAAGGGCUACCAACUGACAGGAUCGUACGCUAGAACGAAAGAGAGAGAGAGACGUCACGACAGACAUAAACUCUUGUCCCCGCUACUCAAGAGACCAUCGUUAUCAAUGAGGACAUUAGGCAUGGCUGUGUUCAAACAACAACGAGUGGAGGAUUUUUAUGAAAUUGGAGAAGAACUUGGCAGUGGGCAGUUUGCCAUCGUGAAGCGCUGCAAGGAGAAGAGCACUGGCGUGGAGUACGCCGCCAAGUUCAUCAAGAAGCGCCAGAGCCGGGCCAGCCGUCGCGGGGUGCGGCGGGAGGAGAUCGAGCGCGAGGUCACCAUCCUCCAGCAGAUCCAGCACCCCAACAUCAUCACGCUGCACGACAUCUACGAAAACCGGACCGACGUGGUGCUCAUCCUGGAGCUAGCAAGGGGUGGGAAGCUCUUUGACUUCCUGGCCCAGAAGGAGUCUCUGAGUGAAGAGGAGGCCACAGAGUUCAUCAAACAGAUCCUCGAUGGCAUUCAGUACCUCCACUCCAGAAACAUUGUGCACUUUGACCUCAAGCCUGAAAAUAUAAUGCUGCUGAACAACAAAGUCCCUCUACCCCGCAUCAAACUGAUUGAUUUCGGCCUGGCACACAAGAUAGAAGAUGGAGUAGAGUUUAAAAAUAUCUUUGGGACCCCUGAAUUUGUUGCACCAGAGAUAGUGAACUACGAGCCCCUGGGAUUAGAGGCCGAUAUGUGGAGCAUAGGAGUCAUCACCUACAUCCUAUUAAGUGGAGCAUCUCCAUUCCUGGGGGAUACCAAACAGGAGACGCUGGGCAACAUCUCAGCCAUGAACUAUGAGUUUGACGAAGAGUUCUUUGGCAGCACCAGUGAGCUGGCUAAGAGCUUCAUCAAACAGCUACUGGUUAAGGACACUAGGAAAAGGAUGACCAUUCAGGAUGCUCUCAAUCACCCCUGGAUAAAGUCGCACCAAUGCGUGGCGGCUGCGGUGGAGGAGAGCUCGGCCCCGGGGGCGCCACGGCGUAAGACCGAGGCAGAGCCAGAGGCCCGGCAGCUGAAGACCAAGCGCCUGAAGGAGUACACCGUCCAGUCACACGCCAGCGUGCCGCCCAACCACACCUACGCCAACGUGGAGCGCUUUGCCCGCGCGCUGGAUGACAUCGCACUGAUGGAGGCGGACGUGGCGGGCGUGCGGGAGCGCCGAGAGGCCCUGCAGGGCGACGUGGAGGCGCUGCUCUCCGCCUGCGGUCAGCGCGAGGCCUGGCUCCGUGAGGGCGGCGAGGGUGUGCGCCAGGAGCUGUCCCGCGCCCGCUAUGAGCUGCGCAAGGCCGAGGCCACGCGGCACGGCCUCCACCAGGACCUGCGCGCCACCGACGCCAGCCUCCACAGCGUGGGCCAGCGCUACCUGGAGCGGCAGACACACCUGAGCAUGCUCAGGGAGGAGCUCACCUCCGAACUCUGCUGGCUACGAGAGGUUGUCGUGAUGAGUCUCCACAGCGACGCCGGGGGCGACCGCGUGCCUUUUGGCAGCGACGUGAACGAGGCGUUCAAGGAGCUUCUAAGCCACGCCUGUGGGGCGGAGCUCUGCUCAGAGGCGGGGCCUGAUCUCACAGAGACUGACUAGGGAUUAGAAGGGACGGGAACACACAUGGCAAUGUAAACACGUCUUUAGUACAAUCACACAUGCAAACCUGUAGCAUAGCAAUGUAAACACAUCCUUAGUACAGUCACACAUGAAAACCUGUAGCAUAGCAAUGUAAACACAUCCUUAGUACAGUCACACAUACAGACGUCCUUAGUACAGUCAAAGUUGUUUCCUCCUGGAAUCACACUCAUUGUGAAUGGAGGUGAAAUAAAACACUGUAGGUUAUUAACUGCAUGGCAAGUAAUGUUACACAUUUGUGGGGUUGAAUGUAUUUAUUAUAAUGUAUAUGUUAAAGGAAUCUCAAUAAUAAAUUAUAUUUAAGAUUAAUUUAGUCUGAUACCAAAUACACUUUAAGCAAACACUUGUUAUACUGUAACUCCAUAAAUUUGUGUUUUGUUAAUUGCUUUUCAGGACAUAUUGGCUUUCUAAUUAUUUUCAUUUUUUAAUACCUAAAGGAGAGAUUAAUGAAAUCUUUUGUAUGUCAGCAACAAUGAAACCAAAGCACUUUUUUCGAUCAAAAAGGAAACUUUUAUCAGGAGUAGAAACAAACCCUUCGUAAUGAAAUUGUCUCCAUGCCAUUAGCACAAGGUUAUGUUGAGUCUCUCUUUAUUUGGGUAGCCUAUUUUCUAGUCUAGUCACUGAGAAUUACAAAUAGGCUUAGAUGUUAUAUGUAGAGUAAAGGUUAACGUGUGCGUGCGUGUGCGUCCGUGUGUGUGCGUACGCGCCUGUGUGUGUGCUUGUAAACAAACAAUCCGAUUGUGGCUUUAGUUCAAAUAUAUUAUACUUCAUAAAUAAUAGAGCAUUUGUGAAGCGUCUAGUAUGACUUAUGCAAAUAAAGGGUAGUCUCAUAUGCAUUGUUUUGUUUAUUGCAUUGUUUUUGCAUUGUGUUGUAUUCCACUGCUGUUUGCAGUGUAUAUUGUUUGACCCGUGUUUGAGCCAUGUCUCUCAUGUCUUGCUUUGAUAAUACUUUUACUGCAGUAAAGAGUUGACAUGUUAUGAUUUAUACUCAGCCUUAUCUUAGCCUCUUCUGUUAGCUGCACAGUUAAUGGCCCUUACUGUUACUGUUGAACUCAGCUACUGCAGAAUCCACACAAAAGAAACAUGAUGAUACACACACAUGUCUAUGAAAGCAUUUUUCUUUUUUUUGUGACUUGUUUUUUUGUCAUCAUUGUUUUUGUUUUUUUAAAUAUACUGUCAUCAUUGUUUUACACUGUUUUCAAAGGGAAAUAAAAAAUAACUAUCCUGUCACUAA